AUGUCGAGGCUCUCUAACAGUUUGAAAGCAUUGAUCAAUGCUCCUGCCGCACGUCCGUCUACCGUGCCGGCUCCGGCGAAUAUCUCUGCGGUCUAUAGCAAAAUCGCGCAGACCGCUCGGGCCAAGAAUGUCUCGCAGCCUUCAUGGCUCGCGCUGUCGACAGCAGCAACAAUGACCAUGAACUCCCCUGAGUCCCUAGCCGCCUUAUAUCAGCUAGCCGCCAACACAUCCCCCGUCGAAACCGCCGAACUCAUGCGCGAAGUCGGCCUCAAAUGCAUUAGCUUCAACGGCAUCCCCCGCACAAUCAACUGCCUGGGCGCUUUCAAAGCCACCCUCCCUGACUCUGUCAGCACUCAGCUCUCUACCACCCCUACCCGCGCCCCGAGCCCCGAGAACAUCACCUCGAUUAGCGAGCGCGGCCGCGCCCUCUGGAAUUCAAUUUAUCGACCCUUCGAGAAUAAGCUGUAUAACAAGCUCGCUGAUUCACACCCGGAUCUACCCGUUGUUAUCCUGAACAGCCAUUACGGCUCUCUCCUCUCCGAUCCCGCCCGGAACACCGGUGCCGCGGCUGGCCGUGUGCUGACCUCCAUGGUUGCUGUGGCUUGUCUGCGCGCGCAGACUGGCGUGGGUCCGCAGGUGACGUCGCAUGUCUUUGGACUGCGCAAGGCCCUUGAGGAUGGGUCGUGGGCUACGGAUGUGGAAGGCGAAGAGGGUGCGCGCUGGCUGGCGAGUGAUGAGGGCAAUGAAUGGAUCUUGAAUAGUGUUGAUGCUAUCGUUGAGGCAAUUAGUCAGGGCACUGGCUCGACGUAUGCGCCUGGUAAGGCGAAGUUGUAA
Penicillium atrosanguineum is the source of this 834-nucleotide messenger RNA. RefSeq lists its product as uncharacterized. The coding region runs from base 1 to 834 and encodes 277 amino acids. The transcript is spliced from 2 exons. NCBI's taxonomy places the organism in Eukaryota, Fungi, Ascomycota, Eurotiomycetes, Eurotiales, Aspergillaceae. The record is from RefSeq and is a predicted model, not a curated record.